This is a messenger RNA of Rhopalosiphum maidis (corn leaf aphid), 1215 nucleotides long. RefSeq names its product protein lifeguard 4-like. The coding region runs from base 381 to 1106 and encodes 241 amino acids. The transcript is spliced from 8 exons. NCBI's taxonomy places the organism in Eukaryota, Metazoa, Arthropoda, Insecta, Hemiptera, Aphididae. The record is from RefSeq and is a predicted model, not a curated record. Gene Ontology annotation, cellular component: membrane.
AUAGUCUGUGCUAAAGUUGCCGGCACGGCGGCACUCCUAUUUGUUGUUGGAGUGAGUGAGCGACUUCUAAAAUAAUAAAUAUUAUAAGACGUCUAUUAUACGUAAAUAUACUAUUUACAAAAAUAAAUUUACAAUAAACAUUGUUUAGAUGUCUAAUAGAAGUAUUCCGCCAUUCACCCAUUCUGGUAGGCCUUUAUAAUUUAUAGACAUAUAUAUUAUCCAAGUUUGACGUCUCGUAGCCUUGAUAAUAUGUUUACUUUAACAAUUAAUUGUUGCCAAAGAUCAAUAUUUGACAAAUGAAUUUCCUAAUCAGUAUUCAAUAUUUUUCAAUACACUUGUGUGAGUAUAAUCAAUACUCAAUAAAUUGAUCAACUGUGAUUAUGGAUGAUGUAAAUUAUUUGGGUACAAACAACAAUGAUGACAAAAUAAAUACAUCAUAUCAUUUUUUAGAAAAUACAGAGAAGCAACAUGUAAAAGUAUGCCAAGUAUUUUUAAGAAAAGUGUAUACACUUCUGAUACUUCAAUUGUUUGCAUUCAACUUCAUGGGAUUUUUCUGUUUAUUUACCCCAAAAAUACGAUUUUUUAUUUAUAAUUUUGAAUACAUGUUAUCAAUUACAUUAAUUUUCAAUGUGGCUGUACUUAUUUUCUUACAUAUGAAACGCAAGCAUUAUCCUGCUAAUCUUAUAAUCUUAAUAAUUUUUACUGUUAUAGAAGCUUGUACUGUAGGAAUUGUAGUCACGUCAUUUGAUUUAUUUAUACUGCUUCAAACAUUACUACUCACCUUAGUUUCAAUAAUAGCAACAACAUUAUAUUUAAGUAAGACAAAGAGAGUGGGAUUAUCUUUGACCGAAUAUUGUGUUUUGCUGAUCAUCACUAUAUUUUCGUCCGGUAUUUUAGUACAAAUAAUACUGGGCAGUACUACAUAUGAACUUGUAUUGUCGAGUAUCAGUUCAUUAUUAUUUUCAAUGUUCCUUGUGCAUGAUGCUCAGAAAUUGAUGUGGAAAUUACAUCAUGAAGAUUAUGUUUUUGGUACCAUCAGUAUAUAUUUUGAUAUAAUCAAUCUAGUUCCUUAUGCACUACAUAAAGUUUAUAACUUUAGAUUAUAAGAUAUUAUUAUUUUAAAAUUAGAAGGUAUAUAAGUUAUAUAUUUUUGUAUUGUCAUAUAAUUUUAUCUUACAUAAUAAUACAUAUAUUUUGGUUUAUAAUCCACAUAAA